Messenger RNA from Orycteropus afer afer, 801 nucleotides. It is a transcript of the gene ALKBH2, whose product is annotated as alkB homolog 2, alpha-ketoglutarate dependent dioxygenase. NCBI's taxonomy places the organism in Eukaryota, Metazoa, Chordata, Mammalia, Tubulidentata, Orycteropodidae. The record is from RefSeq and is a predicted model, not a curated record. Gene Ontology annotation, biological process: DNA repair.
AUGGACAAAUUCCUGGUGAAGGGUCUUCUCAGGGAGCAUUUGGGAAAAGGUGUGGAGAAGAGCUUGGAGGAGGAACAAGACCAUGCAGGUGAAGACCCUCCUUUGUUGGGACCAGAAGAGGGGAGCCCAAGGAAAAGGCUGAGGAGAGACGCUGUGGAGGAUGGACCUGGCUCCGCAGGGCCCCGCUGGCGGCACAUUCGGGCUGAGGGCCUCGUCUGCGACUACAUAGUCCUGUUUGACCGAGCUGAGGCGGACAAGAUUUUCCGAGAGUUGGAACGAGAAGUGGAAUAUUUUACAGGGGCACUGGCCAAGGUUAAGGUGUUCGGGAAGUGGCACAACGUGCCCAGGAAGCAGGCAACUUACGGCGAUCCCGGGGUGACCUACUCGUUUUCAGGCCUCACUCUGUCUCCGAAGCCCUGGCUCCCAGUCCUAGAACGCGUUCGGGAUCAUGUUUCUCGGGUGACUGGACAUACCUUCAACUUUGUGCUCAUCAACAGGUACAAAGAUGGCUGCGACCACAUUGGCGAGCACCGCGAUGAUGAGCGAGAACUGGCUCCUGGGAGCCCCAUUGCUUCCGUCUCCUUCGGGGCCUGCAGAGACUUCUUCUUCCGGCAUAAGGAUUCGCGAGGGAAGAACCCCUCCCGGCGGCUGGAGGUGGUCAGGCUCGCGCUGGCCCACGGAAGUUUGCUGGUGAUGAGCCCGCCAACCAACACUCACUGGUAUCACAGUCUCCCUGUGCGAAAGAAGAUUCUGGCUCCGCGGGUCAAUCUGACGUUUCGUCAGAUUCUGCCUGCUAAGUAA